Messenger RNA from Heterostelium album PN500, 852 nucleotides. Its product is annotated as class I SAM-dependent methyltransferase. The transcript has 4 exons. Bases 1 to 852 code for a protein of 283 amino acids. The record is from RefSeq and is a predicted model, not a curated record. Lineage: Eukaryota; Evosea; Eumycetozoa; Acytosteliales; Acytosteliaceae. Gene Ontology annotation, molecular function: S-adenosylmethionine-dependent methyltransferase activity.
AUGAUUAAGAGAUUAUCUAAAGUAAUAAUACCGAUCAUGUCAUCAUCACAAAGAGUAACAGAUGCAAAGCCAGCAUAUUCAACAGAGACCAAGGAGUUUAAGGAUCCAUUCGGAAAGGUAGGUGAUAAGUACGCCACGUUCAGACCAACCUAUCCACAACAGCUGUUCGAUAUCAUCAAUGACAUAACAAAAGAUACUCCACAAGAGUUGGCAAUAGAUGUCGGUUGUGGAAAUGGUCAAGCAACUGUCGAACUUGGAAAGUUGUUCAAAUCGGUGAUUGGUGUUGACCCAUCACUCUCUCAAAUCUCAAAUGCAAAGAAAGCAGACAACAUUCAAUAUAAACAAUCACCUGCUGAGCAUAUUGAUCAGCCAUCCAACACUGCCGAUCUCGUAACAGUUGCACAAGCAGUACAUUGGUUUGAUUUACCAAAGUUCUUUGAAGAAUCAAAGAGAAUAUUGAAACCAAAUGGAUAUCUAAUUAUUUGGUGUUAUGGUACUGCAACUUACCUAAAUGAAGAAGGUCAAAAAGUUCAUCACGAUUUCUAUGAGAAUAUUCUAGGUGAUAAGUAUUGGUUACCAAAUAGAAGAUUUGUAGAUCGUCGUUAUAUCGAUAUCAUACCACCAUUUGAGAAUACAUCAAGAAAAUCUAUUUCAUUCCAGAAAACAUUAUCGAUUGUAAAUAUGAUUGGAUACUAUUCAACAUGGUCAGGCUACAGCAAGUAUUUAACAGAGAACGAAGACUAUCUUCCAACCCUGAAAAAGAGACUCAUGGAUGCAUUCAAAACAGAUGACGAGAACUUUGAGAUCACCAUUGAAUUCCCAAUCGAUAUCGUAAUCUCAAAAAUGAAUUAA